Molecule: messenger RNA, 4890 nt
Organism: Thunnus maccoyii (southern bluefin tuna)
Lineage: Eukaryota; Metazoa; Chordata; Actinopteri; Scombriformes; Scombridae
Product: E3 ubiquitin-protein ligase RNF123
Exons: 40
Coding region: 220-4233 (1337 amino acids)
Cellular component (GO): cytoplasm
Molecular function (GO): ubiquitin-protein transferase activity; protein binding
Source: RefSeq, a predicted model, not a curated record
CGUUUUGCUGACUUUAUUUUCGUACCACCUGGCGCUCCGUAGCCUGAGAGGCGUUGACAGCAGAUUGUUUUGGUAGAAAUCAGCGUUUUACCUCCCGACAGUAGCUUUUAUCACACAUCUUGUGUUUCUCAGGGAGAGUAAGGGACACAGUGACGGGCUGCAGCCGGAGGAGAGGCGCCUUCAGACGGACACAAGCGCAGGUGACUGCGGUCAGGCAGCAUGAGCUCUAAAGGAGGCGGCACAGCUCUGACCCGCCGCAACUACAGACUGUCAUCAGACACCGACAAACCCAGAUCUACAGGUAUCGUGAAUGAGAAGCUGCUGAGCGACUACCUGCAUCAUGUGUUUCCUUCCACCAAGCAGGGACCUGCGCUGGCCUCCCUCAGGAAGCCUCUGGGUUUCCAGGAUCUCGGUGCUCACCUGGAAAGAUUGUUGUCAGAGGGAGAACCUGCUGAGGAGAGUCGAGAUCAGCCCGUUGAAGGUCGUCUGGGCCCUCAGCCCGUCGUCCUGGAUCACACCAGCGGCUUCGAAGGACUUCUGUUUGUAGACGACGAUCUACUGGGGGUGAUCGGCCACAGCAACUUCAGCUCCAUCAGAGCCACCACGUGUGUUUAUAAAGGGAAAUGGGCCUACGAGGUUCUGAUCUCCUCCCAGGGACUGAUGCAGAUCGGCUGGUGUACUCUCAACUGUCGCUUCAACCAGGAGGAGGGUGUGGGCGACACUCCUGAUUCGUACGCUUACGAUGGAAACAGAGUGAGGAAGUGGAACGUGACGACCACCAACUAUGGAAAGUCGUGGGCGGCCGGAGACAUCGUCAGCUGUCUGAUAGACCUGGACGAGGGAACCAUCACGUUCUGUCUUAACGGCCAGUCUCUGGGAACAGCCUUCACCAACAUUAAGACGGGUCCGGGCGUCGCUUACUUUCCCGCCAUCAGCCUCUCCUUCAAAGAGUCGGUGGCUUUCAACUUUGGCAGCAGACCUCUCAGGUACCCCGUGGAGGGCUACCUGCCCCUCCAGAACCCGCCGACGGCAGACUUGAUGAAAGCGCACAAACUGCUGGGAUACAUCAAGAACGUCCUCGCCACCGCCAUCGAUACUCAGGAGGAGAAGCUGCUGGAGAAAGACUGUGCAGUGUGGAGGCUUCAUGGAGAACCAACAGUCCUGGUCACUCUGGCUCACAUCUUCAACCACUUCGCUCCUCUCAUGUGUAAAGUUUACCUGGUGGAGGACGUGCUGAUGGACUUCCUGUUGGGGAUUCUGGAGGGAGGAGGGUCAGUAGAUGAACAUCCGCUCAUCCAGCAGCUCCUGGACCUCUUCUGGCUCCUCAUGGAGGACUACGAGGUGAACGAGUGUCUGAAGCAGCUGAUGAUGUCCCUGCUGAGGGCGUACCGUUUCUCCCCCAUCAUCCCCGACCUCGGCUUCCAGAUCCACUACCUGCGUCUGACCACGGCCAUCCUGCGUCAUGAGAAGUCCAGGAAAUACCUGCUGAGCAACGUCUUGUUCGAUGUUCUUCGCUCGGUCGUGUUUUUUUACGUGAAGACUCCUCUGAGAGUGAAGGAGGCGGGGCUAGAGGAGCUCAUCCCGACCACCUGGUGGCCGACGCACUUCGACAAGGAGGGGAAAGACGAGCGGGAGCCCAAAGAGGAAAGUGCAGACGAGCGACUGAGACGUCGAGCCUACGAGAGAGGCUGCCAGAGGCUCAAGAAGAGGAUCGAAGUGGUGGAAGAGCUGCAGGUCCAGAUCCUGAGGCUGCUGCUCAACAACAAGGACAAAACUACAGGGGAAGCUUCUCGAUACAUCUUCCUGAAUAAGUUCAGGAAGUUUCUCCAAGAAAACGCCAGCAACAGAGGGCACCCCACAGCGCUGUGCCCUCCUGAGUACAUGGUGUGUUUCCUCCACCGGCUCAUCACGGCGGUGAGGUCGUGCUGGGACGAAGGCAACAGGAAGAGUCCCGGCAGCAUCAGCAGUGAAGACGCCUACGUCCCUCCGCAGCUCUUCUAUAACGGGAAGGUGGAUUACUUUGACCUGCAGCGGCUGGGCGGACUCCUCUCACACCUGAAGAAGACUCUCAAAGAUGACCUGGCCAGUAAAGCCAACAUCAUCAUCGACCCUGCAGAGAUCCAGACCACCUCCAUGGACGACUUAGACGAGGACGAGGAGAGCGGAGCAGCACAGAGGCCGUUCGGUGCAGCGGCGAUGGGCGGAGCUCUGGCGAGGCCCAGCUGGUUGAGUUCUCCCACUCUGGGUCGAGCCAACCGGUUCCUCAGCACGGCGGCCGUCAGUCUCAUGACCCCCAGACGACCCCUCACUCAGCCCGAGAAAGUGAAAGUCCGCACCCUGGCUGUGGAGCAGAGGACUGAGGAGGACAUCGAGGGAAGCCAUGGCAACGACGGCCUGUUGCUUGGGCGACCGCUGGAAGAGCCGGAUCAGCCCAUCGCUGAUAAGUCCCUGCUGGAGAUCGUCGAUGGGAUUGUGAUGAUGUACAACCUGAGUGUUCAUCAGCAGCUGGGAAAGAUGGUGGUGGUUUCGGAUGACGUGCAUGAAUACGCCGUGGCGUUGAAGGACACGGAGGAGAAGAUCGCACGCUGCCCCGCCAGAAGAGCCGACAUCCUGGAGGAGCUCCAGAAGAGCCAGAAGGUGUUUGCAGAGAAGCUGAACCACCUGAGCAGGAGACUGGCCUGGAUCAACGCCACCAUCUACUCCAAGGAGAAGAUGUUGGACGUGUACUGGCUGCUGUGUGUGUGCAUUCGGACCAUCGAACACGCCGACAACACGGGCUCGUUGUUCGCCUUCGCUCCAGAGUUCUACCUCAACGUGGCCAUGAACGCGUACAGCGCCCUGAAGAACUACUUCAGCCCCGCCAACAGCAUGGAGGAGCUGCCAGGAUAUGAAGAAACCUUGACUCAACUAGCUGCUAUCCUUGCUAAGCACUUUGCAGAUCCACGUAUAGUCGGAACAGAUAUCAAAGACUCUCUGAUGCAGGCUCUGGCCAGCUAUGUCUGCUACCCACAAUCCCUGCGGGCGGUUGAGAGGAUCCCCGAGGAACAACGUGUUGCUAUGAUGAGGAAUCUGCUGGCUCCGUAUGAACAGAGACCCUGGGCGCAGACCAACUGGAUCCUGGUCCGACUGUGGAGGGGUUGUGGUUUCGGCUACAGAUACACUCGCCUGCCUCACCUCCUGAAAACCAAACCCGAGGAUGCGAACCUGCCCAGUCUGCAGAAGCCGUGUCCGUCGCUGCUGCUGCAGAGACACAUGGCCGAGCUGCUGAGCAUGGACAAAGACAUGGCCGCCUCGUUCCUCAACAGCGUCCUGAACCAGCUCAACUGGGCCUUCUCCGAGUUCAUCGGCAUGAUCCAAGAGAUCCAGCAGGCAGCCGAGCGUCCAGAGAGGAACUUUGUGGACACUCGUCAGCUGAAGGUGUGUGCGACGUGCUUCGACCUGUCGGUCAGUCUGCUGCGUGUGCUGGAGAUGACCGUCACUCUGGUUCCAGAGAUCUUCCUGGACUGGUCGAGGCCGUCUGCAGAGCUGCUGCUCAGACGACUGGCUCAGCUGCUGAACCAAGUUUUAAACAGAGUGACAGCAGAGAAGAACCUGUUUGAUCGAGUCGUCAACCUGAGACUGCCAGGUCUGGAGAGUGUGGACCACUACCCCAUCCUGGUCGCUGUUACUGGCAUCCUGGUUCGAAUCCUGGUGGACGGAGACAGACAGGGGGUCUCUCGGGCUGCGUCCGUCCUGCUCUCGGACCCUUGCUUCCAGCUGCACUCCAUCCAGCACCUGUUGGGGGAGGGAGGAGGAGGGGAGGCCUCCGGCUCGGCGGCCGUGCUCACCUCCACCGCCGCCGCCGCCGCCCGUCCGGUCGUGGGGUCUCUCGGGUCGUCCGUGGCCUCGCCGAUCCCCUCGGCCCCCGGAGCCGCCGGCCCUGCGGAGCGCAAACACUUCUCUCUGCACGCAUACACGGACUACAUCAGCGAGGAGGAGAAGCAGAAGGUGGAGCUGAUGUUGGCGUUUCUGACAGAAGAAUCCAAACAGGCAGCAGCCAGCACAGCUCCAACCAGUGAAGAAGACCUCUGCCCCAUCUGCUACGCUCACUCCAUCUCCGCCAUUUUCAAGCCUUGUUCCCACAAGUCCUGCAAAGCCUGCAUCAACCAACACCUGAUGAACAACAAGGACUGUUUCUUCUGCAAAGCCACCAUCACCGGCGUGGAAGACUACAGCAAGCCGGCCAGCUCCUAACACAGCACCACCACCACCACGGGACACGCACACACACACACACACACGCAUACACACACACACAUGCACACACACACACACACACGCACACACACGCACACAAACACACACACACAUAUAUAUAUUAGCUGUAAAGGAAAACAGCGACAGGCGGCCCGUCGUGCUCAGACAUCAGACCACAUAUCAGAAUCCAAAGAUUCCUCUCAGAGGUUCCGUUGUUCAGAUUAUUCUCAACAACCGGCUUUAAUCAACACAACUCUCUCUCUCUCUCUUUCUCAACACGGGCGAGCAAAUGAGCUUAAUCUAAAGUUUGACUUUACAAAAGGAAGAAGAAGAGACGCAGCAGCAUCUGUGGCAGAUAUUUACCUGUUUAUUGUUUAGUUAGAUUCUCAUCUUCUUCAGGUCACUUUUCUCUCCUGACUUGUUGAGACAGUUUGUAGUUUGUAGUGUUGGAACAGACACACAGUUGUGUUAUAAAUAGAGGUGGUGUUACAGUGUUUCACAUUGCUUGUAUACUAGGCUGUAAAAAAAGACAGAUGACAGGACGCUGGACACUUCUAUCCUUGUGAGGACCUUCACUGACAUCAUGCAUUUCCUAUGAGAUAUUAUAACCCCCAUUUAAAUGAAAGCUUCUUGUCUGUAUGAGACAGAUGUGUG